CUGGCAGUUUUAAGAAUUAUAAGACCUGCUACACUAGCUUUGCUGUAGCGACGCUCGCUUCCUCGGCAGCUAUGCGUCGGGUGCGGCGGUUGUUGCGGGGACGGCCGCUGCCCGCCACCCACCUCCGCCUCAGCUUUGACGUCCGGUGGGACUCCGCCGCGGCAUUCCUGCAGGGCGUCCCAGUGAGGCUGUAUGGCGCGGAACAGGAACGGUGGCUCGGAGAACUGGUGAGCGUGGCGGUGGUACACCAGGCCACAGGUCGCCUGCUGCGGCAGUACAACCACCCAACACAGGCACACGCCCGCCCCUUACAAGCCUUCCUUGACUCACUCCAGCCCGGCCGCGUCUUGCUCCUUGCUGGAUCGACUUUUCAGGACCCAGAUACCAGUGUUACUUCCCUUCUCGCUGAACUUGGAAUAGACUGGCUCUUAGGGCGAGGCGGGGGUGCGGUGCUGUGGGCGUGGGUGGGCGUAGUGGGCAGCGUGAGAGCGGCAGGCGAGGCGAGUGUUAUCUGGCGCCCUUGGAACCGGAAUCGUCAGAUACUUACCUGGGAAAUCCACUUACCGAAGGCCCCAGAGGUACCGUGGUGUGGUGGAGGUGGUGGUAGCAUCAGCCCGCUCGACUCGAAGGAAGAGGAGGAGGAGGAGGAGGAAGAGGAGGAGGGCGGCGGCGUCGGUGCUGGGCGGUGGGCGGCUCGGGCUGAGCUAUGUACCGCGCAUGACGGAUAUGGGGCGUGGUGCAACUGUCCACCACCACCACCACCACCAUCCCCACCUCGAGUACUACAGAACAAUACAGUAGCGUCCACGUGGCGUAUAGAAAACGUGGUGACUGUGGUCCUCGCCAGGCACCCGCCAGCCCUACACCGGUUGCUGAUUUCCCUUGAAAAUGCAGGAGCAGAGCCUAAGGACAUCCUUGUAUUUACUGGACAGCAGCAGAAGGCGCCGAAGGAACUGCAAUUAGUGUGCAAAAGUCACGGCGUGCACCUGGAGAUCACGGGGCGUUCCUCUGACUGCAUGGGUCUUCACGUUGCUCGCUUGUACGAAUCUGCACUCAUGGCCUCCCUCAUCCUGCGCCCUAAAGCGUCCUUCUUCAUCACUCUGGAGGACGACAUGGUGGUGCUGCCCUUCUUCUACAGGUGGAUGGUGCGGGGUCGAAAAAUCCUAAAAAAGACUCAGGAAUUUAUCUGCGUCAAUAGUCUGAACCCAAAGUACCCAUACAAGCUGUACCAGUACCCGCGGCGAACCCUGGGCGACUUGCACCUUUCAUCCAGGACCACUACCACCACCAUUACCACCACCGCCACCACCGCAUACUCCUUCAGAAGUCCUCUCAGGGACAACGGAAGAUCGCCAGGUGAUACCACGCCGCCGGAGGGCAAGAAAGGUAAUGGCCGGGGGAACAAUAACAUGAAUAAGUUCCCUCCUGAGCCAAACAAAAAGACUGCCAGCGGGGACACACUGCGAGGCCCCGGGACUGACACGAGGGCGCCCCGAGAGGUGGGUGUCGUGACGGGUGCGGGGCUGGAGGACGGAGGGCGGCAGUGGCCAGGCGGGAAGUUCAUGGCGGGGUGGGGAAUGGAACGCAGCCUGGUGGAAGCUAUGAUCAGGUUCUGGCCCUUGGCGAAGCGUGAUGUAGACUGGGAAACGCUGGUGGAGACGUGGGCCGGAAUACGCCCUUGCCUCCUCCCCUCACGCCCACACGCUCUCCACGCCCGCGCCGCCCAUCUCUCCUUGGGUCCUGACCUCCCGCCCCUCCUGUGACCCGUGCUUGACCUUUGACAUCGAGAGAGAGUGAGAGGGAGAUGAAAAAGAGGGAAGAAAUAAAAAAAAAAAAGUGGGGUUGAUUUAAGUAAUGGAAAAAAAAUUAUAGGUAUGUUUUUUGUUUA
Scylla paramamosain (green mud crab) is the source of this 1888-nucleotide messenger RNA. RefSeq names its product protein O-linked-mannose beta-1,2-N-acetylglucosaminyltransferase 1-like. The record is from RefSeq and is a predicted model, not a curated record. NCBI's taxonomy places the organism in Eukaryota, Metazoa, Arthropoda, Malacostraca, Decapoda, Portunidae. Gene Ontology annotation, biological process: protein O-linked glycosylation via N-acetylgalactosamine. The transcript has 9 exons. Gene Ontology annotation, cellular component: Golgi membrane. Gene Ontology annotation, molecular function: beta-1,3-galactosyl-O-glycosyl-glycoprotein beta-1,3-N-acetylglucosaminyltransferase activity. Bases 72 to 1763 code for a protein of 563 amino acids.